AUGGGGACCUGGUCUAAGGUUUGCUGUCAGCAUUACCACUGCCUGGUUCAGUGUCUCCAGGACCGGAGUGCCCAGAAUAUCAUUCAUUGGUGGACCUGCCAAGUGGUCCCAGAGGCAUUAAGUGAGCCUCAUCAAGUUGCAAGGAUCUUGCUGAAAUGGAGUCAGCAUACCUUAAAAAAGCACCUCGGGGCAUGUCUAAUGCAGGGUCUUGCAGAAGUGGCAAAACUUCGUCCAGUGGAUCCAGUAGAAUAUUUAGCAUUGUGGCUUUACAAGUAUAAAGAAAAUGUGACCGCAGAGCAAGCAAGAGAUAGGGAAAUGGGGGAGUUGGAACGUGAAAGAGAAAUAGCUCUAAUGGAGCAAGAAAUAAUGGAGAGGCUCAAAGCAGAGGAGCUUAUGUUCCAGGAGCAACAACUGGCCUUCCAGCUAGAGCUGGAAAUGCAAGAAAAAGAGAGAGUGAGAAUAGAAGAACUAAAGAAAAUAGAAAAAAUAAUGGCAAAGGAGGCAAGAAUGAAUAUGGAAAAUAUAGUUAAGGGUGAAGAUGCUGCCCAUUUAGAGGAAUCAGGCAAAACACUAGCUGAAAUUAGUGACCGGUAUGGGGCGCCUAACUUGAGCAGAAUGGAGGAGCUUGAUGAGCCGAUGCUAUCUGAUGUUGCGUUGAACAUUGAUCAAGAUUUAUAGUCUCAACCAACCCAAGGGUAAUAA
Talpa occidentalis (Iberian mole) is the source of this 702-nucleotide messenger RNA. Its product is annotated as DPY30 domain-containing protein 1-like. The transcript has 2 exons. Bases 1 to 678 code for a protein of 225 amino acids. NCBI's taxonomy places the organism in Eukaryota, Metazoa, Chordata, Mammalia, Eulipotyphla, Talpidae. Gene Ontology annotation, cellular component: Set1C/COMPASS complex. The record is from RefSeq and is a predicted model, not a curated record.